GGCACCGCACCCUGGGAGGUGUACGAGGAAAGCCAAGAUAUUGUAGAGCGGCAGACAGAUUUCGCCAAGUUGAAGCCAACCAGCGCCAGUGCCACGAAAUGCGACGCUCUCUGCGUCGCUUUGUCUUCCAGAAGCUAGCCCAGCCGCCCAUGCCCGCCUAGCACCAGCCAAGCGCUGAGCACACCAUCCAGUCUGGUCUCGCUUUGUAAGGCCGUUAGUCCCCGACUGCCAUGCAAAGGUAUUGAUAAGCACUGCAGAACACUUGUUAGCCUUUCUUGGAACCAGGCUGUCCUUCUAUGCUUCUAUGCAUCCACACUGACCGAGUGUUUCCGAACCAAUGCUGCUUCUGCGACGUACCGAAGACGGCCCCUUCGUGUUUCGUCGUCUUUCCUCGGAGGCCGUCUUAUUCCCAAUGUUUAAACCCAAGUUAAAGUGGUUCUACACGUAUUUCUUCUACAGCCCCAAUCCUAUCGGCAAGGCACGGGAUUGCGCUAACUCUCAGCUGAUGGAGGCCUGUAUCAAUAGAGGCUGGAAUACUUGAUUCUAAGAGGGCCAGCCUUGUGUGAACGCGAGCCAGACCCAGUUGAAUCCAUUUCUACCUAGAUUGAGAGGAUCCGCCGCCCCUAAUGAUUGGGGGCGCAUCGCAUUACUCGGUAUAGCAGUUCCAUUCUGCGCUGCGAUUUGUGGGUUUGGACGGCAAACAGGGAGGCCUAAUCUUCUUCGUUUGGGUUUGACAGCACGCUCAGCUUCGUACCCUGCCUGGUACACCCGCUCUGACCCGUGGCAGUGGGCGUUCCUUCACCAGCCUAUGGUGAACGUGGGGAAAUAGACCGUGGCCACCUCUAUUGAUAGUGCUGAUGGCAGGUGGAGUGCGGAUUCUUUGCAUUUUCGAGAAGCAUAGUUUAUUCGUGGCCUGUGCACGAUGAGACAGAAUGCAACCAUCUCCGACAAAACGAGACUUGUAAAUGCAAAGAUCACAAACCGUGGAUGAGUUUUCAUGUCCUCUGCCAAUAGCUAUACCCUGAUGGGGUUCGAUCUGGGCGCCGCGGCAGAUCUUCAAGACAGGAUUAUCACUGGAUGCCCACCGUUGUCGUCGGCCCCCUAUUUGGGGCGCUGAAAACCCACUUGAGCCACAAAUUAAGUGUCAUCUCGCGUUGAGAUCCAAGAUGCCAGGUCGUUGCCUGUUCGUUUUUUUUUCUUGCUUUUGGCAGGGUUGUCUGCCUGCCAGCUGGUAGCGUACUACUUGCCGGGCGUGCCAGCUGUGGCAAGUGUCAGGAUACAUCUUGCCAGCCGGCGAGUAGUCACAGAUUGCAGAUGGGUCACCUGCAAGGCGUACUACAAACCUUCUCCUCGUCGUCUCGCUUCUCGGACUUUUUGAUACUCAUGCAUGCAUCGGGCGCGCUCAACUCUCCAUCCGACGGAUCUGCCUGUUUUGCUUCCUCUUCGGGCAUGGCGUUGGCUGUGAAGGCUGCAGCACGCUCCCGCGUCAUCGUGAUCGUCAUCAGCAGCAUCAGUCGACUGGACGCUACUCUGGGAAAAUGAACCUCCGCAUUGGCUCGUCCACGGAAGUAAAACACCUGGCAUUUAUUUGGGUGCACUUGCCUACGGGUGCUUAGAUCCAGUCCGCGUGCGCGAGUCCGAAUGUGACAGAGGCGAACGGACAUGUAAGAUCUAAGACGACUUACCCACUGUCCCGACCUGAAUCCCGACGGCUGCCGGCGCUUGUAAGAACCCGAAGAACGCUCACACACAUACAAUCGAUUCUUCUGCUUACAGGAUCGCCGGCGCUAUGGUUGCCAGCCAUAGAUCGUAACACUGUCCGUUCGCCGUUCUGAGCCGUGCUAUCGUGGCGCCGUAUCCUGGACGCCACGAAAGGUGCCGACUUGUCCGAGCUGUCCUAUAGCCGGCCAUCGUUGGGUUUGUCGAGAGCCGGGCAAGGCAGACGCCUUGCUCCACCCGCAGGCCCUUGGUCAUCAUGCUUUUACAAAUCUCACUACAUUCAGACCCUGCCAUUGCGCUAUGUCUUUUGCCUGCCAGGAGGCCCUCCUCUCAAACACGCCAUCGGUGCUGACAAGCCGCGCGCGGCAAAGUUGGCCGCGCUAUACUCUAGCCUACUUUAGAGAUGCUCUCCGUUGACCAAAGGGGAAGGCAUUCCGUGUAAUCCAGAACGACCCUUUAUUAUUAUCAACAGAUGAACUUCACUAUAACGCCUGUCGUUCGUUGAGUUUGAUUAUAUGCCAAGCACUUUCCAGUCUUUACGCGUGUGCUAUAUCCUUCUUAGUUUUACUUUCUUUUUUUUUUGCCUACCUUCUGGAAACUAUUGUGCCGAACCUUGCAGCUACCUAGUCCGGCGCCACAACGACCAUGCAACCACAACAGCCACCCCAUACGUCUAAGCUUGACAAUAGGCCGCGAAUUCUUUGCCUCCAUGGAGGAGGUGUAAACUCUAAAAUUUUUGAAACACAAAGCCGUGUACUCAUUCGACAACUGCCGGACUUUCGCCUUUGCUUUGCUGAUGCGCCGUUUCUCAGCAGCGCCGGACCUGGUAUCUUGCCGAUUUAUCAAGAAUGGGGACCAUAUCGAAGCUGGCUUCGCUUGACCAGCAUCCACGCAGAAGGUCAAGACGAAGCCAUCAUCCGUCAAGUUCGAAGUUGUGUGGAGAGAUGCAAAACCAAUGAUGCUGGCACGGGCCCGUGGGUCGGGAUCUUGGGAUUUAGCCAAGGUGGUAAAGUCGCCGCCAGCAUUCUUUACGAUCAGCAAAUACGGCGUGAAAAGGACGGACCCGCUGUAGAAGAGGAUUUCAAAUUUGGUGUCAUCAUGGCCGCCAGAGCACCUUUGGUUAGCAUGUGUGAGUACAGCUUGAGCCCUGCCCUAGCGACGCCUACAACAGCAGCUAGUUCUGGUGGUUUCACACUACCCUCGCCGCAUAUUCUUCGAAUCCCGACCAUCCAUGUUCAUGGUCUUCAGGAUGAAGGUCUCCCUAUGCAUCGUCAGCUUGCCGCAGAAUACUGCAGCGAAGCCAGCCGGACUAUCAUCGAAUGGGAGGGAGACCAUACUAUACCUAUCAAGAUGGGCGAUACUACCAGGAUCGCUCAAAGCAUUUAUAAAGUUGCCCGCCAACAAGGCGUCUUGACCAUAUAGGUCCAACAAGUACUAAUUCGUCUGCACAAUAUACAUCAGGGGCGUUGAAUCAUACGGUUGCGAAUACUCGCGGUGGACUACCAUUCUUAAUCGCUAUCUCAGUAUUGGCAUUUAUGGAGUGACUGAAUGGGUAUUAUCCGAUAAAUAGGGCCAAAGUACUUUGUCCGAUCGCGUGCUAACUUGAAAUUUUUGUCGGUGAAUUAAGCCGUGCACAAAAGAAGCUCUUCCUCAGCACGUGGUGCCUGACGGACUGGAUGGGUACAUCUUAGGCAUCGCACUUUGCCCUGGGUGCCGCCCCUUACAGUUGUGGAUAGGUUCGCUGCGAGCGUUGGUGGCCAAAGAAAUAAACAUGUUCCUGAGAAUGGCAGAAAGACGGAAAUAGCACCCAUAUUCGGCACCUCAGGCCCUUGGCCAGCCACCCUAGGACACCCGGCCGUGGGCUUAGCUCGCGUAAGCAGACCUGUGACGGUAUACUUUGAUUGGUCAGAUCUCGUUCUAGCACCGUAUAGGCAAGUGUUAAGCUUGUUGCCCACUUGGUAAGCUAACGUGAGCAACGCAAAAAAGCUACUCUCUGGCAUCAUGUUAAUCCUGCCCGCUUGCCAAGAGCGAAACGGACCCGGACAAGGCCGAUUGUCAUCUUGAUCAGAGUUACAUAUCUUGGGGAAAACGCUGACAGGAAUGGAAAAUGGAGUCAGGUCGGUAGUAUGAUCUUUAGUGAUGGUCACCUCACCUCUGAGACAACCAACGUCGGCGCCAGUAGCAAGACGGAACGGAAAGGGGGGAACACGGUUCUGAGGUUUCGCCUGAGAGAAGAACGAGUGCCCGAAAGGCCCAACGAGGCCACAAUGCAGCCACACACUCCUUGCACCAAUACUCUACAUAUGCAGCCGUUUCGCCAUCGGUGGGGGUACAGCGUACCAGCAGGGAUGAUGUUGGGUGCGUGCUAGACUUUCCACGCUGUACGCCACCUUGUUGGGCUGAUCCAGGUUCGCUCGCUCCAUGUGUGAAUACACGAGUCUUGAUGGAAAAAUUCUGAUCAGGACAUGUGCUGAUCGGCUGAAAUAAUUGGCCUCUGUCCCACUAACAUCACGGCCCGGUCAAUCAAUCCACUUGGUCCAAGAUUCACACACCCUUUCUGGCUGGACGGCGUUUUAGACCCUGUUCUACGGAAGUGCAGGUUUCUCCUGCAGGUCAACUUCGAUUCCUUCCGCGCGUAGUGGAGGUUUCUUUCAGCUCGGCCCCGCCUACUAUCAUGAACCCAGCGCCUACUAACGUAUGGACGAUUGCUCCUAAGAAAGCCACACC
Molecule: messenger RNA, 4446 nt
Organism: [Torrubiella] hemipterigena
Lineage: Eukaryota; Fungi; Ascomycota; Sordariomycetes; Hypocreales; Clavicipitaceae
Source: the annotation of a GenBank genome assembly